AUGACUCCACUCACCUCACCGACUGGCUGCCAGAGCUGUGCCAAAAAUCAGCAAGAGAAUCACCGAACACAGGAACACAGAAUUUUCAAUCUCUACCAAAUCCAGGAUGCCGAGAAACAACUGGACACAAUUCUCUUUGGCCCAGCAACAAAAUCCUCCAGUGCAGGUGAAAUGGAUAAUACAACUCCCUACGAUCCCUCACCGGCCACUGCUGCUCCUGUCUUGUCCUCUGACCAAGCUCCAGAUGUUGCUGCCACGAACUGCUGGCUCCGGCUUGGUGCCAAGCCAAAAGCCCUGGUUAGCUCCACGCCAACACACCCCGAGCCCCAGCUCAGAAGGAGGGGAGGUAAUAUCUCUCUGCAACGCACUGAUUGCCCUGUGAUCCAGCUGCAGAACAGGUACGAUAUUUUCAACUUUGACGAGUUUCCUGCCCUGGAUGGCAACUCAUGGCGGCCACCGGCUCCCAGGGAAUCAGAGAAGUCCCGUGGUGCUUCCCGCUCGCAGGCGUCCUCCAGCCAACCUGGUGGACUGGACGGUCGCCCCUCUACCAGCCGCUCUCUGCCUAACUUUACUCCAUCUUCGCAGGGCUUGUCCUGUGGUUGUUCAUCGGGCUGUUCUAUAUCACCUUCAAUGGUUAAAACUCUGGUUCCCUCUGCUGGUAUUACCGAACUCCCAGCCCUAUCCAUCCUCAGCUGUGGCUCCCCGAGAUGUCUCACCUCCAAGGGUAGUCUGCACUGA
Molecule: messenger RNA, 738 nt
Organism: Xyrichtys novacula (pearly razorfish)
Lineage: Eukaryota; Metazoa; Chordata; Actinopteri; Labriformes; Labridae
Source: the annotation of a GenBank genome assembly